Molecule: messenger RNA, 3243 nt
Organism: Daphnia pulex (common water flea)
Lineage: Eukaryota; Metazoa; Arthropoda; Branchiopoda; Diplostraca; Daphniidae
Exons: 15
Coding region: 122-2938 (938 amino acids)
Source: RefSeq, a predicted model, not a curated record
CGCCUCCCAUUAAAAUGUUUUGCUUUAGUGUAAUUUCUUUAGUAGUUUACAAGCAGCAGUGAGUGCACUGCGUCAGUUUCAAAGCUAUAAAUUUUAUGUCGAUCGCAAUUUAGCGUGAAAGAUGGAUCGUACACGGGUUUGGAGACGCUUCUUCAUCUUCACUGCGACGGUUAUUUUAGCAGCUGUUGGUUGCGUGGCUUACGAGUCUUCUUCGGAAGAACCAGCAAAUGGAUCAUCACUCUGUUCGCAACAGAUGUGUGUGUUUUUGUUUGAUCGACUUGAAGAGCAGUCGAUUCGUUUGCACAACAUUGAAGAUGCCCUUAUGCGCACAGUGUCGAUACUCGCGUCUGUUAAGGACCAGGAAUUUUCCGCAGCAAGUGCUGCCUUGAAAUCGGAUCCUCUAUUGAAUUCUUUACUGACUGCAGAUGCUUACGAUCCAGUCGCAUCUAUCCUGUUACGUUCAGAUCAAAUAACGAAUUCACUGGAAUCCCCAAUAAGAGGGAGGAAAAAGCGACAAACUGGAAGAGAACAUAUGACUCCAAGGGAAAGACUGGCCGUAGCUUUAAAAUGGGCAAAGAAAAGCACUAGUAACGAUAUCAGUACCAGCACCAGCCAGAUUCCGGUAACCGCUAGUUCUGUGGAAUUAAACGCUGGAUUUAAGUUGCUGUCAACAAAUGAGGAUACACGACAGGGAAUUGUCGUUGAAGACGUCGUUAACACAUCGUCACAAGGCAGCGCACCCACCGUGGGUAGAGAUUUCAAUAAACUUUCGAGAUCUGCUGUUGAGAUGGACAUAAAUAAAGAUGUAAAGCGGACAACAUUGCGCAGAGAAAUCCAAACUACGUCGCCACAACCUGAAAUAAAAAACAGUAGGCUGUACUCUAAUUCUGCAUUCACUAUUACUGAAGCAACUACACCGACCUAUCCCACAACGACUACCGUAAAUGUUCCCGGAACGCUUCCCACUACCAAAAAUGUGAACAGUAAUUUAGCACCAACGUCAGCAGAUCAGCUGGCUACCAAAAAAUUUGUCAAAGAUGUUGUUGGCGAUCUUACAGGCGCGAUGAAGUGCGCAAUGGCUCAGUUUGAUGAAUCUAACGUUUCAGAACCAAUCGGUAUUUUAUCUGAGCCCCAAGCCACACUGAAUCCGGAUAAAACACUGACUGUGCAGUUUGAGUUGAAUAGUUGUAAAAAGUAUUGGAUAUCUGUGUGGAUUCGAAUCUCCCUUAGAAACGAGUUAAUGAUCCUGAGGAGCAGAAAGAAUAGCAAGGCCAAGGAUGACAGUCAUUUAGUCCUGCAAGUUCCAAAAGAGUGUUUUAAUCAAACAGGAGACGAAUACUCAAUUACUUUGCCAUCAAAAGCUAAAGCACCAUGCACAUUUCCCUUGGCCAGACUGAUGGAAUGCAAAGUCUACAAUGUCGAAAUCAUUCCUAUCUACGUUUCACUUCAGGGUCAGCCCUCUAUUGUCGAGAUUACAGUUCCUCCUCAAUUGGCAGGAAAUUCUACUGAUCUGGUUUCUUUUGAACACACUCCGUUAUCCAAUUCUACUCAUAUGCUGGGUUUACAAUGGUCGGCUCAGUCCCGUGAUUGCGCUCAGUUAAUGACGUCAGUUAACCUAAAAAUUUAUGAGGACGCAUCGGAUUCCAUGUUGCGUUCUUACUCAGUUCCCUCGGAGUGCAUCGGAAACGCAUAUCAAAAUUCGUUUUCUGUCUCAUUUUCAUCUCUUGAAAAGGAAAACAAUAUUUGCAGCAGUAUCAAUUGGGAGCCACUUGACAUUUGUCGAAAGUAUAAAUUGGAAGUCGAACCCGAAUAUUUCUCUUCUUUUAGAGGAAAAUCAUCUUCUCUUGAGAUUUUUACAUCGGGAACAGACCUAUCGAAUUGUUGCUACAUGGUUACUUCUUCGUCUGGCGUUUUGCGUUCCCUCAAUAAUGAUGGGAACUAUAACGGUUGCACUUGGCUUAUAUCAGUAGAAAAAGAUUCUACAAUUUGGCUGACGUUUACGGAAUUUUUUAUUGAAGGUUCCUACUACAUUGUGAAGGUUUAUGAUGGGCCUUACUCCACAAGUCCUUUGCUGCUGGACCGUUACGGCAGUGAACCGCCCAAAGCUAUACGAUCAAGAAGUAACAAGCUUUUUGUUCAAUUGUCCCCACAAUAUUACAGGAGACAGGAGUAUGGAAAACAAUUCACGGCGCAUUAUAUCACUGUUAAGCGAACAAGUACUCCAUAUGUUGACGGAUGCGGUGGAUACAUUGUGAAUACAGGAAAGAUUUUAAAGCCUACCUACCCUCCAAGCGAAAACAGUAGUGCCGAGUGUGUAUGGUACAUUGAGAAUACAAGGCCGGGAAACACCAUAUUACUAACUAGUCAAUCAAAAGCGAUUGUUCCUUUCCCUAUGAUUGUUUACGAUGACUGGUCUUCUGAAGGAACCGUUAUUUACAAUGGUUCAUCAAGAGCCUCAAUUUACUCCUUUAGUAGAAAAUCACUCAUAAAAUUCCCAGCUUGGAAUUCUUUAGAAAGAGAAAGGGAAUACUCUUGGAAUGUUAUAAGUUCGCGGAACAAUUGCUCAUACAAUUUGACUAGCUCUAGUGACACGUUUUAUAGCCACACAGAUAAUAACGUAUAUUCUUCGCUCCUGGAUUGUCGCUGGGAAAUCAGUGUUGACGAUUAUUCUCAGAUCCGAUUAACAUUCGUGUACUUUGAUACUGAAAAAGAUCAUGAUUUCGUUUCGAUUUACGAUGGAUCAACUUUCUACUCUCCACUCCUUUUAGAACUGUCAGGGAAAAAAUCGAAACCAGUGUCAGUGACUAGCACGACUAAUAAAUUGCUUGUUCGAUUUUCAACUAACGAAAACAGUUCCAAUGAUGUUUUUUUCAAAGGUUUCUUAGCAUUUUAUACCACCGUUCCGAUCGAUGAAAGUUCCCCAAAACGAGUACAGUAGUCGCUGACACCCAAUCUUCCAUGGAAUCAAAACAACGUGGUACUACAAUUACUGAAAGGUACUUACCAUUCGGUACUACAGAAAACUGGUCCUCAGCUUCUAUCAAUAAGCAAACGUUGACGUCUACAUCCCCAUCCCCAUACCACUACUGGAAACGAUGAUUCUGAAUAUUCAGCAAGUUGUUCAUAUACACAUAACCUGCAUGAUCCCCACAUUGGACGUUUUGUUUGUCCGAUGUGCUACCGGACUAUGCUAAAUUUGUUAUAGCAGAAAAAUUUUCGGUUUAAUAAAGCGAAUCAAAUUUA